Lichtheimia ornata is the source of this 438-nucleotide messenger RNA. RefSeq names its product 40S ribosomal protein S19. The transcript is spliced from 4 exons. The record is from RefSeq and is a predicted model, not a curated record. Gene Ontology annotation, cellular component: cytosolic small ribosomal subunit; ribosome. The coding region runs from base 1 to 438 and encodes 145 amino acids. NCBI's taxonomy places the organism in Eukaryota, Fungi, Mucoromycota, Mucoromycetes, Mucorales, Lichtheimiaceae. Gene Ontology annotation, molecular function: structural constituent of ribosome; RNA binding. Gene Ontology annotation, biological process: translation; ribosomal small subunit assembly.
AUGCCUGGAAUCACUGUCAAGGACGUCAACGCUCACCAAUUCAUCAAGGCUUACUCUGCCUACUUGAAGCGUACUGGCAAGCUCGAGAUCCCCAAGUGGGUUGAUAUUGUCAAGACCGGUACCCACAAGGAAUUGGCUCCCUAUGAUUCCGAUUGGUUCUUUGUCCGUGCUGCCUCUGUUGCCCGCCACAUUUACAUUCGCAAGAACGUUGGUGUUGGUGCCUUGAAGAAGGUUCAUGGUGGCCGUAUCAACCGUGGCUCUCGUCCUUCCCACCACGUUGAUGCCUCUGGUGCUAUCAACCGCCGUGUUCUUCAGGCUCUUGAGAAGAUUGGUGUCCUUGAACAGGAUAAGAAGGGUGGUCGCCGUAUCACUCAAGAUGGUCAACGUGAUUUGGAUCGUAUUGCCAUGACUCUUGUUGACGAGGAAGACGAUGAGUAA